AUGUUUGAUGGUCAAGAUGUGCAGCGUAUCGCUUCCUCCUUCGCCUGCUAUGUCAAAAGCAGUACAGAUGAUAGUACGCCGAGCAUGCCUCUCUACAAAUAUAGCACACUUUCUUCCCACCGUCAAUGCACAAGGAGCGAGCCUUUCGCCGCUCUUCAACCAUUACCGUGCCUCGAUGACAUUCACAUGGCGGAAGUAUUUAAAGGAAUCGUCAUCCAUACCGACACGCUGCCUGUGAUGAGUAGUAACGAUGGCGCGACACCGGAGCUUCUAAAUCCUUUCACGCCCAUGGCAUUCCUACCACCGGACACUGCGUACCAAGUGACAAUUGCUAUUUACGUGCUAGUUGGGUCUCUCGCGGUCCUCAUAUGGGAUAUCGUCACAAACCUCUAUAACGACUACAAGAUGAUUACGCAAUGUCGCAUGAACAUAUCCUGCAUUGUGUACUUUCUAUCAAGAUGGAGCUGUCUGGCCUACCUCACAGGACUUACAAUCCUUGAAACGGCACCUGUCGGACACUGCGACAACAUUCGACUUGUUCAAUCUAUCUAUCCUAUCGCCAUACCCAUGACUUCCUUACUCUUUUUCUUCCGCGUCGUCGCAAUGUACGAGUGGAACAAGUACAUCGUCGCCUUCUUCUCGCUAUCCUGGCUGGCGGUGGUCGGGGGAUGCCUGACGCCGACCCAAGGUAUAUCUGGUUCUAACAUUGGAAACACAGCCUACUGCAUCAACUCUCGUCUGGAACCAUACGUUUCGGCGGCCGCAAUCGUUCCAUUCGUCAACGACACGCUUAUUUUUAUCGCGACGACUAUGCGGCUCAUGCAGAACACCUAUGUGGAUACCAAUAUAAAAAAUGGGCUAAAGGUGAUGCUCUUUGGAAAGUACCUACCCGCAUUUUCGAAGGCCGUCCUGCAAGAUGGCCAAGCUUACUAUCUGACGACAAUAAGCCUCAACCUUGUCACCGCUAUCAUGUUCUACAAUACCUCCAUCCCCAUCGUAUACAGAUCAUUCAUCGGGGUGCCCAACAUCGUUCUGAUGAAUGCCAUGGCCUGCCACGUCUACCGCAAAAUUCGAUUCGGCGUGUAUAGAGAAACGACGGUUCUUUCGACGCACGAAUUGCCUCUUGCCUCAGACACCACGAGAGGUCAAUCGUCUGGCAUAGCCUUCGGCCGAAAUUCUGCGCUGUCCACUAUUCCAAGCUGUAGAAUUGGAGGUGCGCAGGACGCAAAGUUGGUUGUCGAUGUGUUGGAACUUGGGAGGGUCGGGAGAAGUCUUUCCAUAGACGACGAGUCCGCUAGAGGCCUCGAUAAAUCGGUGAGGACUGGGUCUUCGACGCUAGUGACACCAGUAUGA
Messenger RNA from Cyclocybe aegerita, 1353 nucleotides. The record is from the annotation of a GenBank genome assembly. Lineage: Eukaryota; Fungi; Basidiomycota; Agaricomycetes; Agaricales; Hemipholiotaceae.